AUUAACAAAAAAUCCCCAAAAACCAUCAAAAUGAAUAAACCUAAAAUAAGUUUCGGCAAAUUUCGACUUCCGGGAGGUUCAGAUCCUGCAGACAAAGAAGCUGAAAAGAAAACAGAAGAACCAACAACUUCAGGAUUUGGCAAGUUCAGCAAAGCAAUCGACGACAUAAAAGAUGACUUGGACUCAAAACAAAUCGAAAAAGCAAUCGGAUUUUCAGGUUUUGGAAAAAAAGCAAAAAAUUUCGACAUUGAAGAGAUGCUUCAAACAGCGAGAAAAAAUGCUCCUCGAAGUGCUCCAACGAAAAAUGAAGAAGAAAAUCCCGAAAAUGAAGAAAAUGACGACGAAGAAGAGGAAAUAAUUGGACCUUUGCCGACUUUAGCUGCAACUUCAAGUACAAAAACGAAAGAAAAACCCAAAAAAGACGAAUCCGACGACGAAGAUGAGGAUUCUGACGUCAGUUCUGACGACGAAGACGACUCCCUGUUCGCCCAAAUCCCUUCUUCGCACGAAGUUGUCAUGAAUCACGGCACAAAAGCUGUUAUCGCUUUGGAUGGCGAUGCAGCUGGAGGUCGUUUGGCAUCCGGAUCCAUCGAUUACGACUUAAACUUUUGGGAUUUCGCGGGAAUGGACAAAUCCAUGAGGAGUUUUCGCAAAUUGCAACCUUUUGAGAAUCAUCCAAUUCGUGAUUUGAGCUUUUCCUUGACGGGCGAAUUGAUUCUCGUCAUUUCGGGAAGUUGUCAAGCCAAGUUACUCGAUCGCGAUGGGUUUGAGAAGAUGGAAUGUGUGAAGGGAGACAUGUAUAUUACGGAUAUGGCGCGAACAAAGGGACAUAUUGCGGGUUUGACGGCGGGAGGAUGGCAUCCGAUACGAAGACAAGAGUUUUUAACAAGUUCUCAGGAUUCGACACUGAGAAUUUGGGAGGUUUUCAAGAAGCACGAACAUAAAAGUGUGAUAAAAACGAGAGCGCAAGGCGGGUUGAAGACAUCGCCGACGUCGUGUACGUAUAAUAGAGAUGGAACGUUGAUCUGCGCAGGAUGUCUCGAUGGCUCCAUACAAAUGUGGGAUACGCGAAAGAUGUUUGUGAACACGACACAUUGCAUAAGAGACGCCCAUCAAAAAGGAAAUGAAAUUUCUUCCGUCGUUUUCUCUUACGUCGGCACUCAACUCGCCUCUCGUUCCGUCGACGACACCAUGAAACUUUGGGAUAUGCGAAACCUGAAGACUCCAAUGCACGUUUUCGAAAAUUUACCCGCGAGAUACGACACAACCAACUGUUGUUUCUCUCCGAACGACUCGAUGCUCGUCACAGGCGAAGCUUUGCUCAAAGGAAAGAAAACCUCCAACAUUUCCUUCUUCGACACAAAAACUUUCGAACUCGUCAACGUCAUUCCCGUCACAGAUUCGCACAUCGUGAAAACCCUUUGGCAUCCAAAACUGAACCAAAUUUUCGUUGGAUGCGGAAAUGGGAUCAUCAAAGGUUUUUAUGACGAAAAUCGAAGCUUUCGUGGCGCUAAACUUUGCGUUAAUCGUAUUUAUCGGAAGAAAAAAGAGUCGGAAAUGGUUGGAACAGUGCAAAUUAUCACGCCGCAUGCGUUGCCAAUGUUUCGUCAAGAUCGCGCAAGAAGUCACCGAAGAAAACUCGAGAAAGAUCGACAAGAUCCCGUUAAGAGUAAACGACCAGAUUUGCCGAUUACGAGUGGGCAAGGCGGAAGAGUGCUUGAAGGAGGAGGCACGUUGUCGAGUUAUGUCAUUCGGAAUUUGGGUUUGAGUAAGAGAGUUGAAGACGAUCAAGAUCCGAGAGAAGCAAUCCUGAAAUUUGCAAAAGAAGCGGAAGAAAAUCCGUAUUGGAUUGCGCCGGCGUAUCAGAAAACGCAACCGAAGCCCAUUUUUAAGGCAGAUGCGGAAGAUGACGACGAACCUGAUUCGAAGAAACAAAAAACGACGUAAAAUAA
Culicoides brevitarsis is the source of this 1952-nucleotide messenger RNA. RefSeq names its product gastrulation defective protein 1 homolog. The coding region runs from base 31 to 1947 and encodes 638 amino acids. Lineage: Eukaryota; Metazoa; Arthropoda; Insecta; Diptera; Ceratopogonidae. The record is from RefSeq and is a predicted model, not a curated record. Gene Ontology annotation, cellular component: site of double-strand break; nucleus. The transcript has 3 exons. Gene Ontology annotation, molecular function: protein binding.